Messenger RNA from Lepisosteus oculatus (spotted gar), 2049 nucleotides. It is a transcript of the gene rgs2, whose product is annotated as regulator of G protein signaling 2. NCBI's taxonomy places the organism in Eukaryota, Metazoa, Chordata, Actinopteri, Semionotiformes, Lepisosteidae. The record is from RefSeq and is a predicted model, not a curated record.
GCCUCCAUGUCUGAAACGCUACACAGAGGACAUAAAGCUCCACACAAACCAGAUUGAAAAAGACAGUGAGGUCUGUAGGAAGUAUUUGUGAAUAAAGGAUGCAGAGUACAUUAUUUUUGCCCCUGUUGUACAGCUCAGAACAAAUGGAUAUGGCUUGCUUUAGCGGUGAAGAGAUGUCAGAGGUCCCAGUUGAAAACAAGAGAAACAAACAAAAUAACUGGAGAUCAAGGAUAAGCUACUUCUUGCAAAAAUCCUCCUCUAAGGAAGCCCAUUCCUCAAGACGUAAAGCCUACAGACCUACAGUUGAAGAAGUAAACCAAUGGAGUCAGUCUCUUGAAAAACUUCUGUCACAUAAAUAUGGACAGGCUGCAUUCCGGAUAUUCCUGAAAUCAGAGUUCUGUGAAGAGAAUAUCGAGUUCUGGCUUGCCUGUGAAGAUUUUAGAAAGAUCAAGUCACCAGCGAAGCGAGCCUCUAGGGCAAAUACAAUUUAUAACAAAUUCAUCAAGAGUGAGGCCCCAAAAGAGAUCAAUUUGGAUUUUCAUACAAAAGAUACCAUCAUCCAGAAUCUUCAGGUGCCAAUGACCUCUUGCUUUAAUGCUGCACAGAAAAGAGUCUACAACCUAAUGGAGAAUAAUUCAUACCCACGAUUUUUACAGUCAGAAAUCUACAAAGAACUGUGGGCAAUAUCUCAAGGGAAAGGGAAAUACCUGAAAUCAUGAACCACACCAGGGGCUUGCAUAGUUUGAAAGCCUAAGGAGCCAUAGCCUAUGGCUAUGGAGUUUGCAUAGCCAGAUUGCAGAAAAUACUGUACUGAAAACAGUAUCCACAUCACCACAGAACUCUAUGUUUUUAAAAGAUCCCUUGUGAGUCCAAGGAGAAAGUUCAGUGUGAUAUGAGCUGUUUUUAAAACAAAGGUAAUAGGUGACCAUAGAGGAUGACUAUAAAAUUUCAGCCAUAAAAAGCUUUAGGUAAAGAUGCAUGUAAAACAAACUUAAUAACAAUUUAUGUAUUUAUGUAUAUACUUUCAAUUUCAAGUUAUUUUGUAAAUUAAGUAAUUCUUCCAUGAGCAGUACAGUAACUAGAAAAAAUUAUAACCAAAAAAAGAAUAUAUGUUUACACUAAAGUGCCUGAAACUGUAUGAAAAGUCAAACAUAUUAAGUUAAUUUGUGGAAUGGUAUAUGAGCAAGUUACAUUUUCUAGUACUUUUUCUGCUGGUCCACAUGGAACCCAAUUCAUACCGCUAAAGACAGGUAAUCACUUGAUUCCAAGCAUUCCUUGACUUGUAAUAAGUCAUGGCCAAAAAUAGCUACAUACUGUACAUCCCAUCACAAUGAACAGUUUACAUACUGUAUAAUUACUGACACAACAUUUGUUUUCCAAAUACGGAUUGAUCUUAAGAAAGAGCCCGUAAACAGAGUCCGUAAACAGUGUUUAAAGGGUAACUCUACACUUUUCAGAAAUUAUAAUUUUAAUAAGAGUUUUAUUUCGUUCAUUUACAUGAAUGAUUUAAUUCUUUAUCUAAGACAUGGCUUACAUUUUAGUAUUAUACUGUAAUUUGAAGCAUUUAAAAAUUCAUUUCAGGAACAACAACUUCCUGUUUCUUUGAAUAACAGAAUUUAAAUGGAAAAUGAAUAAAGAGUGUGUUUCCUGAACCUCAGGCAAAUAAGUCAAGAAUGUGAAUGUACUGAAUUAUAUAUAUAUAUAUUCUUUAUUAUAUUUUUAUUUUUAUUUUGUAUCUUUUAUUUUCUUUAGAAUUUUACAAAAUCACAAUUGAGGUUGAUUCUCAAGAGCUCAUACUUAUUGAAUCCCCAAGUAAAUGUUAAAAACACAGGAAUAUGUAACUGUAGGCUGCUAUGUUUUUACAUUAACAAUUACAUUUGAUGAUUGGAUAUAUGACUUUCUGAACAUACAGUAAACAAUAUUUUAGACUCAAACUGAAACAGCAGCUGGACUGCAAGUUAGUUAUAUUAACUUAUUUUUAUACUGUUGUAACAAUUUACCUGGUCUGUAUAUUUUGUCUUCUAAAUACAUUUUCUUCAUAAUCUUGUA